Nematocida homosporus is the source of this 1638-nucleotide messenger RNA. Its product is annotated as ribosome biogenesis ATPase. The record is from RefSeq and is a predicted model, not a curated record. The coding region runs from base 1 to 1638 and encodes 545 amino acids. Gene Ontology annotation, molecular function: ATP hydrolysis activity; ATP binding. Lineage: Eukaryota; Fungi; Microsporidia. The transcript has a single exon.
AUGUCUGAAUACAAUAAGCGAUUAAGAGAGACUUAUCUGCAAAAACAAGAGUUAGGCGAACGAGAGCGAAUGAUAGCGCAAAAUACAGUACAGUUUGCGGAUUUAGGGGGUGUUUCUCUGCAACAAGAGGAAAUAGUCAAAAGCAUUCGGUUGCCAUUAGAGAAACAGAAGUAUUAUGAGUAUAUUGGUAUUAAACCGGCCGUUGGAAUUAUUGUCCAUGGACCAAGCGGGUGUGGAAAGACAGUCUUUGCUAAGGCAGCAGCCAAUGAGUGUCGGCUGCCAAUUAUUCGGUUAAACCGAGCCGAUUUAGUAGCCAAAGGAAAUCCACCCGAAGAUGCCGCUAAGGACUUGUUGAAAAAAGCCGAAACAAUGUCGCCUUCAAUUGUGUUCAUUGAUGAGAUAGAUACAUUUUGCCAGCCACGAGAGUCUUUAGAGAGUGAAGGAGAUAAACGGGUGGUCUGCCGUAUGAUUGAGAUAAUGGACAGUUUGCCAAAAGGAGUGAUUAUAGUAGCCACAGCCACUACUAUUGGUGAGAUAGACCCGGCUUUACGCCGAAGUGGACGAUUAGAGAAGGAGGUGGCUCUAUGUGUGCCUUCAGAGUUAGAGCGACUUGAUAUUGUUAAGAAGAUCUUGCGGGGAGUAAGGCAUGCUUAUUUAGACUAUUAUGCAAUUGCUAAGGGCACACCAGGAUUUGUUGGCGCAGACUUACGGUCUUUAAUCACUGAAGCCGGUAAUUUGUGCCUACAACGAGUGUUUGCAGCGGGCCUAGCAGAGAAUCUAGAGAACUUUGCUAUUGCACAAGAAGACGUUCAGAUGGCUUUAGGGCGAGUACAGCCAAGUGCGUUAAAGGAAGGAUUUGUGGUUACUUCCGAUGCUAACUUUGAUGAUAUUGGGGCACUAAAUCGAGUGAAGAAGGUUCUAGACAUGGCAAUUGUUCAACCGUCUCUCUAUCCCGAUCGAUUUAUCCAGGUAGGAAUUAAACGACCGGCCGGAGUACUUCUGUAUGGGCCACCCGGAACAGGCAAAACCAUGCUAGCUCGAGCCAUUGCCAGUAAGUCCCAUUGUAACUUCAUUUCCGUUAAAGGACCAGAACUAAUCAACAUGUACUACGGAGAGAGUGAACGUGCCAUAAGAAAACUCUUCGCUCGAGCCCGAGCUUCACAACCGUGUGUGAUCUUCUUUGAUGAAAUUGACUCUAUUUGUGGCCGACGAGGUGGUAAUUCUAGCCGGUACACCGAUACGCUAGUCAAUCAGAUCCUAGUUGAAAUGGAUGGUUUAGAGGAGAGAGGAGCAGUCUACUUAAUUGGAGCCACAAACCGUAUAGAUAUUAUUGAUCGGGCUUUACUUCGGCCAGGUCGAUUUGAUCGGGUAGUUGAAGUAGAGGCCCCUUCUGAUGACGAUUUAGUCGAGAUUCUUGCUAAGAAGUUAACCAAACUAGCCACUGAUGAAACAGUCGAUCCAAGCAAGCUACCUAUGUCCGGGCUAACAGGAGCCGAAGUAGACCUACUUGUUCGCGAAGCCGGGCUAAUCUGUCUAGAGGAGUGUCCUUCUACUGACAGCCCACGCAUUUCUCAAGACCAUCUCCUCGCCUCACUCCAAGUCGUCCUAGAUAAGAAAGAACGUCUACUCAAUCGCUAA